Molecule: messenger RNA, 666 nt
Organism: Hypoxylon fragiforme
Lineage: Eukaryota; Fungi; Ascomycota; Sordariomycetes; Xylariales; Hypoxylaceae
Exons: 1
Coding region: 1-666 (221 amino acids)
Source: RefSeq, a predicted model, not a curated record
AUGGAUAGCAUUGCAUCCCAACAGGACUUUCCCGAAGAGGGGACUUCGACAAAGACCCCCCCUCGUAACUUGCUUAUUUGGGGCAGCGUAGCCAUUGGAUGUGGUAUUUUACUUUGGCUGCUUGCCAUGUCCUGGUGGGUAUAUAAACUAUGGAGUUUGCACAAACCAAAUCGCCAACCCAGAGAUGUCGAAGCGCAGUUUUCGACGGAGGAUUUGGAGUUUCAGCAAAGGGUACAAAGAGAACAAGAUAGUAAUAAGUCGCAGGGAAUACGCUCAGAAGUACCGCCGUCAACGCCGACAACGAAAGACGGCGUAAAGAAACAUGUCAGAUUCUCUGACCCUAACUCUCAACAUGCGGCGACCGUUGAGUCGUGCAAUGAAGAAGAAGAUACGCAGCCAUCGCCCUCGACUUCAUCGGUUAAGCCGGCCACAAAGUCGUCUAAAGAGAUCCCUGAGGUAGAUCUUAGUGAUCCGUUUGCUGAUACAGAAGAAAUACCUGGCGGGGAGGAGGACAUACCAGGAAAGCCUACUGCAGCCCCUGAAUCGCCUGACAAGCUCGAAGAAAUCGAGCUAGGACGUAGGCAGGCAGGCAACGAUGAACCUAGAGAUUUGGUGAAGAUAUCGCAAACUAAGCGGUUAUCUCAGAUUGAGAAUAACGAAACUUAG